Diabrotica virgifera virgifera (western corn rootworm) is the source of this 1168-nucleotide messenger RNA. RefSeq lists its product as uncharacterized. Bases 112 to 1068 code for a protein of 318 amino acids. The transcript has 7 exons. The record is from RefSeq and is a predicted model, not a curated record. NCBI's taxonomy places the organism in Eukaryota, Metazoa, Arthropoda, Insecta, Coleoptera, Chrysomelidae.
UUUACAUAACGUCAAACUUGUCAAUCAUUCACGAUCAUCACCUUCAUCAAAAUUUUCAGUGAUUUCAUAAAAUAAAAUCAUUUCAGACAUUUCAUUCAACAAAAACAUACAAUGUGUGACCCUAAAGAAAUAGUUCAAUAUGAAAAACCUACUGAAUUUGUUGCUGUCGACAUCCAUGCCUUUCCACUUCGACCCCAAUCCCCUCCACCUCCUCCAGUCACUGUGCCAGCACAUCUAAUACCCUUUUUAAAAAAAUAUCCAUAUAACUGGAGACUGGAUCAAUUAUCAAAACAGGUACCAAGAAAACAAACAAGUAAAUACGUAAGCGUUUUUGCUCCCAGGCGUAGAAAAGUAUUUCUUCCAUUACACCCAGCAUCUGUAUUUUACUCAGAUCAAUUGUCUAGGCCACCACUACGGUAUAUAGUGACGAAUAAAGGUCUGUUUCAAAAGAUGGUAGCCAAAAAAAGAAGAAAAUACUUUGACAGGAUUAUUAAAAAAUCGUGGAACUCGGUAUACAAUUACUAUAAGAAAAAGGAAAGAGAUAGACGUAGAAGAAUCUUAAAAUCUAUUAAGGUAGAUCCAAAAAAGAAAAAGAAAGAAAUAGACAUUAAAAGGAUACAAUCACUUGCUCAACCAAAGAAAAUAUUUUUACCACAAAAAAUAGAGUCUAAAAAGAAGAAGAAAACUUGGAAAGAUUGCGUAGAUUGUCCUGUAAAUUUGGAUACGUUAGCAACACCCGUACAUAGACCAACGCAACCAGAAAGAAAACUUGGAUGGGUGAAUCCAGCUGCUUUAACUUAUACUCCAACAGAUAAUACACUCAAGUUGGCUGUCCAUUUUGAAAGAUUUAAAUCCAUAUUGCCCCCUCUGGAAUUGGGAAAAGUUAAUAAAAGUGCUCUUCGAUAUAAAAUAACACCACGAGUAGAAGAACUAGCUAUACCCAAAAAACGCAGUGUGAAGGAAGUGGAAGACUCGGAAUGGGAUCCGUGGGCUAUACCAAAAAACGUUUUAAGAUAUAAGCCUACUCCCAGAAUUCUAGAGUUAGCCAAACCAAAAGAACGAGACUGAAAGAAAAAACAAAGUAUCCAAAGUAUCCUAAGAAAAAAAUGUAACAGAUAGUUUUAGAGUGCAACUGUAUUUUCAUUUUUCAAUAAAUUAUAUGACUAUA